CAUUUUGCAUUGAACCAUAAAGGAAAACGGGUCGUAUGGACGCACUCUGUGUAGUUAGAAAGAAAGAAAGUAGCGGACAAAUUUUUACGUGAAUUUCAUAAUAAUUCGUUUGCAGACGCGGAAACGUGAAAGAAAAUAUUUUUUACAAAAAAAGAACGCUAUUAGUGAAAAAACUCUUCUAGCUGUUCGAAUUAUAAAAAAAAACGUGUAAGAAAAACUUUUGUGCGACAAAACAAUAAAUGAAGAGAAAUUCCAACGCAAAGUUCAAGCGAAGAAAAAAUUGUGUGUGAAAAAAUUGAACAGCCCAAAUCCCAGCACCCGAAAACUAUCCACUCACCGAAAUGGCCAUCGCUUACUACAUACCCGAUCAAGCUACAGUCCUGCGACGCGGCAUUAUGAAGGAGCAGCAGAUUCUACGCGCCCGCCAGGCAUAUUGGCGAUUUGUAUUCAUACUAUUUUGGGAAUUAUUGCAUCAGUAUGUGCAAUAUGAACGCCAGAGUUUGGGUAAAUGCCGACUAACGAGAUUUUUGCACUAAAACGACAACCACAAUCCAUCUAAGUCAAGUUCACCAACAACGAAAGCAAAUAGAAACCAAAAAAGAAAACUUCAAUAGAUAGCUUUUAUAGAUACGCAAAGAAAGAAAGAAAUUCAUCUGUAAAAUCACGCUAAACGAUAAAAAUAAAUUGUAAAAGUAAUAAUGCUGACAAGUGCAAAAAUUCAUCACUUCAUUUCAAUGUUCAUUACAAUUUCACCAUAAAGAAAAUCAUUUCACAACAAAAAGAGCUGCCCCACCGGAGCAACGUUGAGCCGAAAAUGAUUACCGCAGCACCAACCAGCAAUGCACACGUUAUCAACGUCUUCGUCAACCUGUCUGCAAGCAAAUACUUACCCGUACAUGUAUAUGUACGUACAUACGUUAGUUGACGCGCGCCAAAAAAGAACCGGAUUUCGUAUACCGCUAACCCAUAGUCAUCCAAAAAUGGAUUAGUCAUUUAGCAGUGGCCGCGACAAAAGCUGAUAAUUUUUUUUUCCAUUCGCGGUCAAUAACCGUGUGAAAAAAGGCAUUUGACACAUAUUCGUGUUCAAUUUACACAUUUCAUUUGUAUGUAGAUUUUUUACUUUUCGUUCAAGGUUAACGAAAGUUGGCUGUUCAUAACUUGUUAGUUCUUUCCUUUUUGUGUUUUUUCCUUUGAUAUAUUAGAUACCUAAAUAUGUAUGUAUGUAUUUACAUUCAAUUCUACUUACCAUAGCAGUGUAGUUUUAUUUAGUCUAUUUCUCAUCAAAGCGAUUGUGAUACGUCUCUAUGGUUUCUAAAAUAAGCAUUAACCUGUAAGAUUAUACUUAAAAUACAUUUGUAUUAA
This is a messenger RNA of Rhagoletis pomonella (apple maggot), 1362 nucleotides long. Its product is annotated as cell death protein rpr-like. Lineage: Eukaryota; Metazoa; Arthropoda; Insecta; Diptera; Tephritidae. The coding region runs from base 342 to 536 and encodes 64 amino acids. The transcript has a single exon. The record is from RefSeq and is a predicted model, not a curated record.